Populus euphratica (Euphrates poplar) is the source of this 522-nucleotide messenger RNA. Its product is annotated as tyrosine N-monooxygenase-like. Gene Ontology annotation, molecular function: heme binding; oxidoreductase activity, acting on paired donors, with incorporation or reduction of molecular oxygen; monooxygenase activity. Bases 1 to 522 code for a protein of 173 amino acids. Lineage: Eukaryota; Viridiplantae; Streptophyta; Magnoliopsida; Malpighiales; Salicaceae. The record is from RefSeq and is a predicted model, not a curated record. The transcript has 3 exons.
AUGUUUGAGUCAUCAGGAACUGCCAAGUGUAUUUCUGAAGGAAUAAUGAAGUCACAACAGAAGCUUCUCCGGCAUCCUCCAGCGUGCACCUUUGAUGGUCAUGAUCUGAUUACUGAGUGUUGCUUUUUUGGCUGCGUCGUUGCCGUCCACAAUUCGGAAGGAUGUGAUAUGAUGAUGAGCAUAGGGAAUCAUGAUAUAAUCUUAGCAACAGUGGACCAUCCAUCAAAUGCUUGCGAAUGGGCAUUUGCAGAGGUGCUAAACAACCCUGAGAUACUCAAAAUGGUUGUUGAAGAACUGGAUAGAGUGGUUGGGAAGCAACCACUGGUUCAAGAAUCAGAUUUUGCGCAACUCAAUUACGUCGAGGCCCGCGCUAGAGGAGCCUUUCGGCUCCACCCUGUUUCUCCAUUGAACAUUCCUCGCGUGUCCAUGGCUGAUACAGUAGUCUCCAACCAUUUCACCCCGAAAGGUAGCUAUGUUAUUCUUAGCAGAUCAGGGACCUUAAAGUUUGGGACGGGCCGCUGA